Beta vulgaris subsp. vulgaris (sugar beet) is the source of this 3218-nucleotide messenger RNA. Its product is annotated as leucine-rich repeat receptor protein kinase HPCA1. Gene Ontology annotation, molecular function: ATP binding; protein binding; protein kinase activity. The coding region runs from base 418 to 2997 and encodes 859 amino acids. The record is from RefSeq and is a predicted model, not a curated record. Lineage: Eukaryota; Viridiplantae; Streptophyta; Magnoliopsida; Caryophyllales; Amaranthaceae. Gene Ontology annotation, biological process: protein phosphorylation. The transcript has 18 exons.
CCAAACAAGCAAACAUAAAUCUUAUAUCUCAAUGGUUUUGAAAAUCAUGGAGCUACUAUUGCUUGUUUGCAGCUAGUUCAAGUUUCUAUUUUAAUAUUAUUUAGUAGACAGGAAUGAGAUAUUGAGAUUUAGGAUCAUGAGUCAGAAGGUGAUAAUUGUUUUUCUUUUCGGUCAUCAAUUGUUUUCUAUUACACUAACAUUUGUAUGCAUGCAUGAAUAGAUUGGUAAUUUUUUUGCAAUUAUCUUGCUUUUCAAUAUCUAAAAGCUUCAUAUGUUGGUAUAGUUGCUGCUUUGCAGGCCCUCACAAGUGGGUGGGGGAGUUUACCUCCGAACUGGAUUGGUAAAGAUCCUUGUGUUAAUGGAUGGGUAGGAAUUACGUGCAGUGAUUCUCGUAUUACUGAGAUACAACUUUUAAGUAUGGAUUUGACAGGUCAGCUAACUGGAGAUCUUGCAUCUUUAUCGGAACUCCAGAUUCUAGAUCUAUCGUUUAAUAGAGGGCUUACAGGUCCUCUUCCACAGAGUGUUGGGCGAUUGUCAAGGCUUAUAAGCUUAAUCCUUAUUGGUUGUGGUUUUUCUGGAAGAAUUCCAGAUUCAAUUGGAUCACUAAAACAGCUUCACAAAUUAUCUCUGAAUGGAAACAAUUUUACUGGACCAGUGCCAGCAACUAUCGGUAACAUGCUAAAUCUUUAUUGGCUAGAUCUUGCUGAUAAUCAGCUCAGUGGAAGCAUUCCCGUUUCCAUUGGAGACACACCUGGACUUGAUCUGCUAGUUGAUACGAAGCACUUUCACUUCGGACAGAACCAACUCUCUGGAACGAUCCCGCCUCGUCUUUUUAACUCGAAUAUGACUCUGGUUCAUGUGCUUUUUGACAACAAUCGCCUCACUGGGACCAUUCCUUCAACAUUAGGUCUUGUCCAGACAUUGGAUGCAGUUCGUUUUGAUAGAAAUUCAUUGAGCGGGGAUAUUCCAUCCAACAUCAACAACCUAACUCUUGUUAAUGAGCUGUUCUUGUCCAACAAUGAAUUUAGUGGUCCUGUGCCUGAUCUGACCGGCAUGAACAGCCUUAGUUUUUUGGACUUGAGUUAUAACAAUUUUGAAGCUACAGAAUUUCCACAGUGGCUUUCUACCUUACAGUCCCUGACCACAAUAAUGAUGGAACAGACAGGACUUGAAGGAGAGAUACCAGAAGAAUUCUUCAGCAUCUCUCAGUUACAGACUGUAAAUUUGAGGGACAACCAACUUAAUGGCGCUAUUAGAAUUCCGAGUAACUACAGCAGACAAUUGCAGCUCAUCGACUUGCAAAACAAUUCCAUUGUGGCAGCCACAUUGGCACCUGAAUACACUUUCCAAUUGAUGCUAGCUUAUAACCCAUUUUGUCAGAGUCCUGACCUGAGUUCACCUUACUGCAACAUUCAGCAGAAUCUUGGUUCCUCGUUUUCAACUCCAGUAAAUUGUGAUCGUCUCCGUUGUACUUCUGAGCAAAUUUUAAGCCCUAACUGCAUUUGUUCAUAUCCGUUUACUGGAACUUAUAUUUUCAGAGCUCCCGGAGCCCUAGGAAACUCUGAUUCCUUCAAAGUUCUUCAGGACCAUAUAUUUGAUAGAUUAAGGAAUUUAACACUGCCUGUAGAUUCUGUCUCUCUAAGUAAUAUAACUGUAAAUGAAUUUGGCAACCUUCAAAUGCAACUGGCAAUUUUUCCAGCCGGAGAAGUUAAUUUCAAUAGAACAGGAACUUCCAUGGUUUCCUCUGUCUUCAGCAACCAGACUUACAAGCCACCUGAUGUGUAUGGUCCCUAUACUUUUGACGCUAAUUUCUACCCAUACUAUGAUGGAUUUAUAAGAAGCAGGAAUCCAUCCCAUACAAACAUAAUUGUUGGAGCCAUUGUAGGAGGUUCCAUUCUAUUUUUGCUAUUGGUAUGUGCGGGAGGCUAUGCGUAUUAUCAAAAGAAGAGAGCCAAGAAGGCAAAGCAGCAAGCCAAUCCAUUUGUGUCUUGGGACUCUCAUGGAACGGGGGGUGACGUUCCUAGGUUAAAAGGCGCCAGAUUUUUCACAUUGGAAGAGCUGCAGAAAAGUACCAACAAUUUCUCUGAAACCAACAAUGUUGGUUCUGGAGGUUAUGGGAAGGUCUACAAAGGAAUUCUUUCUGAUGGCCAGAUUGUUGCUAUUAAAAGAUCCCAGCGAGGAUCUAUGCAGGGUAGUCGAGAAUUUAAAAAUGAGGUAGAGCUAUUAUCAAGGGUUCACCAUAAGAAUCUUGUUAAACUUGUUGGAUUCUGCUUUGACAAAGGAGAACAGACUCUGGUUUAUGAGUUCAUUGCAAAUGGUACUCUAAUGGACGGUCUUUCAGGAAUGUCUGGGAUUCAAUUAGACUGGGUAAGAAGACUGAUGAUAACCCUUGGCUCGGCUCGGGGUUUGCAAUAUCUGCACGAGCUUGCUGAUCCACCGAUCAUACACAGGGAUAUCAAGUCAACUAACAUCCUCCUUGAUGAACGUCUAAUUGCAAAAGUUGCUGACUUUGGCCUCUCCAAGCUGUUUGGUGACACUGAUCAAAAGGGUUAUGUUACUACCCAAGUCAAAGGAACCAUGGGAUAUUUAGAUCCUGAAUAUUUCAUGACUAACCAAUUGACAGAGAAAAGUGAUGUUUUUAGCUUCGGAGUGGUUAUGUUAGAAAUGGUAACAGCGAGAAAACCAAUACAAGACGGAAAAUACAUUGUUAAAGAGAUCAAAGAAGCAAUGGACAUGACAAAAGAUCUAUAUAGCCUUCAUAGAGUAAUCGACCCAAUUCUUCUAAGAAACAGAACUAUGCUAGUUGGGCUAGAGAAGUUCGUGGAUUUGGCAUUGCAAUGUGUGCAAGAAGACGGAGCUAAUAGGCCUACUAUGGGUGAGGUUGUAAAAGAUAUAGAGCAAAUUGCUAAGCUACCAGGUAUGAAUCCUAAUGCUGAUUAUAUGACAACUUCUCAAAGUUACGAAGGUGCCAGUGGAGGGAACUUUGGACACCCUUAAUAUGAUUGAUUCACUUUUCCAGUAUAGUGGAAGUAUUUCGAUUACAAGGACUGAGUGACAGAAAUUUGGAAAUGAUUUUGACAAGGGGUAAAUUUCCUGUAUCCAAGGAUGAAAAACAAAGGUGUAUACAUUGUAAAUAUGAUACUUCUUCACUACCCAUUUUCAUAACAUUUUGUAUUCUGUAUUUUUUCAGUAAUAAAAUAAUAUUUAUUUUUUGUUAA